AUGCCCGCACAGAUUAACAACAGCCAGACAAAGUCCGAUUUCGACACCAUCGAAUCUGCACUUGACGCCAUUCGCAAUGGCGAGGCAGUAAUCGUCAUGGACAACGAGGACCGCGAGAACGAGGGCGAUCUGAUCUUCGCCGCCGAGAAGGCCACGCCCGAGCUGCUGACAUUCAUGAUCCGCUACAGCAGCGGAUACAUCUGCGUUGGCAUGCACCCGGACCGCCUUGACGAGCUCGAGCUUCCCCUGAUGGUCAAGGACAGCACCGACCCGCUGCGCACCCAGUACACCAUCACCGUCGAUGCUGCCGAGGGCGUAUCUACCGGAAUCUCUGCUCAUGACCGCAGCCGCACCAUCAGCCUGCUUGGUGACUUCCAGAACGCUGAGCCAAAGUCAUUCCGCCGUCCUGGACAUGUUCUCCCGCUGCGUGCGAAGCGCGGUGGUGUGCUGGAGCGCGGUGGCCAUACAGAGGCUAGCAUUGAUUUGACAAGGCUGGCGGGCCUGAACAUGGCGGGUGCGCUGUGUGAACUCGUCAAUGAUGACGGAACCAUGAAGCGGAGAGACGACUGCAAGGUCUUUGCUGCCGAGCACGGGCUGAAGAUGAUUACCAUCAGCGACCUUGCUGCGUACCGUCGGGCCAACAACUGCUGA
Molecule: messenger RNA, 651 nt
Organism: Linderina pennispora
Lineage: Eukaryota; Fungi; Kickxellomycota; Kickxellomycetes; Kickxellales; Kickxellaceae
Product: 3,4-dihydroxy-2-butanone 4-phosphate synthase
Exons: 2
Coding region: 1-651 (216 amino acids)
Biological process (GO): aerobic respiration; riboflavin biosynthetic process
Cellular component (GO): mitochondrial intermembrane space; cytosol
Molecular function (GO): 3,4-dihydroxy-2-butanone-4-phosphate synthase activity
Source: RefSeq, a predicted model, not a curated record